CAUGGUUAAUUGACCGUGUCCCCAAUAUGGCAGAGUGACUGAGGCUAGUUCCCCAAACCGGGGUGUUUUUCUGCCAAAAUCUGCCCGUUUUCCGACGAAAUUUCCCUCAGAUUUUGGCCAGGACGAAACCUCAGACCAUGUAGAUGGAGAAUUCUGCAGGAAAGUCGCGGUUAGCGCGGUUCUAGCGGCGCAGAAGAGCUCGAUUUGACAAAAGUUGCUCCUGCCUUCAUCCGGCCUCCCGAGCGAAAAAAAUAUGGGGGAUGAGGGGGAGACUGCGGACACCGCCGGUACCCCGGACAAAAAUACUCCGUCUCAACAACAGAACAUGCAGAAACGACUGGAAAAUACAAUCAGUCAAUCAGUUCAAGACAAGAUCUCAGCAAUUGUGGAAGACGUGUCGUCCUUCUCAGACUUGGAGAAGCUGCUGCUGUACCUGAAGCUGCCAACAGGGGGCGCUAGGAAGCAUGAGGAGUUCAAGCCACAGAAUGCACAGCCCUCCAGUAUGGCCUCUCGUGUGGAACAAACAAAUGCACUCCACUGGAUCCGCAGUCAUCUAGAGAUCCACCCUGACACCUCACUACCGAAACAGGACGUGUUUGACGAAUACAAGACAUAUUGCGAUAACAUGAAGUAUCGUAACCUGAGUCCGGCAGACUUCGGGAAGAUGAUGAAGAUGGCGUUCCCCAACCUGAAGGCGCGGCGGCUGGGCACUCGAGGGAACUCCAAGUACUGUUACGGCGGGCUGCGGAAAAAGUCGGAACUUCAACCUCCCUCUUUCCCCUCCCUGGACCUUCCUUCUAAGACAGACCAGGUUACGGAACAGAACGAUGACCAGAUCGUGUCGGCAGCGAGUUACCUGGUGUGUGAGUGGGCGCAGGGCACGCUCAAACGCUCGUUCGACACCGUGCUGGACCUCGCUCGCUACCUAAUCCUCAACAACGUGGUUUCGCGAGCUUCGACGGCCGCCUUCACGGUUCUCCACGCGGGCGACAAGGCCACAACGUCACCCCGUGCUGGCUCAGCCAAUGGGGGCUCCUCGCUGAAGCCGCUACUGUCGCCGUCACCGUUCGGCAAACCUCUCGAUGCCAAACAACAAUUACAGCGGAAAAUCCACAGAAAACAACAGGCUGAACAGCUAAGGAAGUUGAGAGAAGAACAGGGUGCACCUGCAUCUCAAGCAGCAGAACCAGUCACCCCUCCACAAACACCAACCAAUCAGGUCGUGUCUUUCCAGCUGCCAACCAAUCAGGUACCAGCCUCCCCCAUCAAGCAGACCAACCAGGUGGCAGCUGUCAUGAUCAAAGUGACCAAUCCUGUGACAGCUUCUCCCAUGACUCUAACCAAUCAGGUGCCUGCUUCCUCCAUUGCUCAGGCAGAUAAAGAUAAAACUGUGACUGUGACAUCAUUGAAACCCUCUAGCUCAGGGGAUGAAACCAAACAUGACACACAAGACAAAGGACCAACAACAAGUAGAAAAGGUGACCAGGGUACUGGAGUAUCAAGUUCCUUGAACAAUGGGUCUAAAACUCAGGAUUCCUCUAAGGCAAGUGCAGACGCUGUGAACUCAGGUAAAGAAUUAAAGGGGGAUAUCGUUGCCACAAUAAGUGCUGCUGGACAGACAAAGAAGAUGGUAGCUCCAGGGGAAAAUAUGUCAGCAACGAUUGUCCUGCAGGGCAUAUCAGACACUAACAAGGCUGUGAGUGCAGGGGGUGGGUCGUCAAGAGACUCUUUGACUUUAACUGUCGCUUCUACAACUAACUCCUCCCAGGGAAACUCUUUAAACAGUGCCUUUGGAAAGCAGGCCAGUAAGUCUGGGAGAAAAGAGGCCACCGGACAGGUUUCGAUGCAAAGGGCGGCGGUUGCAAGCGUGGCCGUCACUCCGAAGGGCAGCAUCCCGACGAUUGCGGUGACGCUGCCGUACUUCUACAAACUGGUGUCUCCCGUCGUGACCACGUCCUCUUGUUCUUCAACCACUCCAACUACCUCGUUGCAACUGAACGCUGCUGUAUCAAGCCAGAACCCGUUAGCCGCGGCCAUGCCUGUCGGCACCGUCCUCUCUACCGGCGCUGCGCCAAUCAUCCGGGUCGUUUCCUUGGCAACUACGGGGGCACCGUCGGCGUCCGUUUCGAGUGCGUCGGGGCAGCUCGCCGCCUUGGCAACACGACAAGUCGCAGCCAAUCAGAAACCUGGUACCGCAGUCGUCGCGCUUCCACAAAUAUACACCACAACCAGUGAAACAGCCAUAGCUGUUCCCAUCGCUACAGUAACGUCUGUUGCCAAGGCAACAUCUGUUACCAUGGCAACUACAUCAUCCCUUGUUUCGGCAACAGGCAAGGCGAAGGCUACGGGUACAGCUUCGGAGAAGAGACCAGCUAGCGAGGCUGCUUCACCCGCAAAACGACUGGCUGUGAGCCGGGUGGGGGAAGAAAGGAUGACAAACAGCAACACGUCACAAAACAGACAGAAGAACGUGGUACAGUCAGAAAAUACACCUCAAGAAGGAUCCCUCUGCACAGAAACAGUGGCCAGUACUCAGCAAAGACAUGGACAGCCUCAGAAUCCUCCAUUGCAGGUUGUUAACGUGAAUACGCUAGUUGCUAAUAGCAACAGGUUGCCACAGGAGGCCCCGCCUAGCAACCAGAGCUACAGUGGUGAGCUGAAGCUGACCACGCCCAGUCAGGACUUGCUCUCACCAAAUCAGGAAGUUAGGAACAUCAUGCAGCAACCUUCCCACCCCUCCUCAAAACUGGCAUCCUCCAACCCAAGCACCCCAGGGACAAGAAGCAAAGGCAACACUCCAUUGCAGGAGAUUGCAGAGUUGGUAGACUGCCAGUACGGGGCAAACCUCACAUCUCCACUUUCUCACACCAACACUCCCACCCCGAGAAGCAACCUGCCCUCCCCCGUUAUGGAGAUGGAACAUGCCACGAGGCAGCAGGUUCCACUAGGACAGGAUACCAUGAUGGCUUAUACCACUCUCGCACAGGAGACACAGAUCAAUAUACAACUGCAGCAAAAGGUUGUCCAGGACGCCGUGGACCAGGUGAUCCAGUCCACCACACCAAUGUCCACCCCACGAGCCACCCCUACGCAGGGAAUGGGCACUCCCAGGGCCACCCCUACCCAGGAAAUGCUCACUCCCAGGCACACGCCGACGUGUAUGUCCAUGUCUGCGCCCAAUAGUGUACCACCAAGUCCCGUGGAUCCGCGGGAACCGUUUUCGUUCAUGCCCAUCCAACAGAACCCCGUGUACGACGACGCUAACAUCAGCAUGAACACGUCCAGUCCCAUCAAGCCGAUGCAGAGACCGCGGGCGACACAUUUCAACGCCAACAACUCCAACUCCAACCCUGAAUGGGCAGACAAACAGCAAGGGAACCCUUCCACCAGUCGACCGCACCCCCACCCAGUUAUCAAGAGACCAUUGCACAGAGGAGCGGCGGCAACAACAACGGCAGCGUACAAAAGCUCGGCGGCGGUUCUGUGUUCCGUAACCCCAACAACCCGAACGAGAGUGCAGCCGUAUUUCGGAGCCCGACCAACGGGCAGGACCACAUACAGCAAAUCAGACAACGGUUCAUUCAGGAGAGGCUUGGUCAGAACAGGUUUUCCAACCACCCGGCGUACGCCAUGAGGAGAAAUCCUCACCGCAACCUCUCUGGCGGGUCAAACUCCUCGCUGACGUCCCCUUUGGUUUCGCCGUGUAGCAGUCGUAGUGUCACGCCGGUCUCUCCAAUAAUCGAGCACGGAAACCAGAUGGAUACGAGUUACGGCGGGCUGAACCAAAAUACCGGAUCGAGAAUCCACCUUCCACAGUCGCCAAUUUACCCAGCAGGCCAAGCGGGUAUGGGCUACCCGGUGCAGAAUCGUAACCGCCAUCGAAACUUAUCCGGCUCGAUCCUCUAUUCGCCCCACCAUCAGUCGAGUUUGAGCGCGCAGCUGAGGGCGUACACUCAGCAAAUGCAUCAGCAGCAACACCACCACCAACAGCAGCAGGCUGUUCCAACAGACCAGCAGCCUCCCACCACUUUCAGGAGCCAGUCAGUGCCGUUACCCGAACUUCUGAACAACCUCGCUGGUUUCAAUAACUAUAACCAGCA
Molecule: messenger RNA, 4100 nt
Organism: Branchiostoma belcheri (Belcher's lancelet)
Lineage: Eukaryota; Metazoa; Chordata; Leptocardii; Amphioxiformes; Branchiostomatidae
Product: DNA-binding protein RFX7-like
Exons: 8
Coding region: 254-3634 (1126 amino acids)
Biological process (GO): regulation of transcription by RNA polymerase II
Molecular function (GO): RNA polymerase II cis-regulatory region sequence-specific DNA binding; DNA-binding transcription factor activity, RNA polymerase II-specific
Source: RefSeq, a predicted model, not a curated record